Molecule: messenger RNA, 789 nt
Organism: Didymodactylos carnosus
Lineage: Eukaryota; Metazoa; Rotifera; Eurotatoria; Philodinida; Philodinidae
Source: the annotation of a GenBank genome assembly
AUGCCAAGAAAACGUGACGGAAUUACACUUCGAUGCAUUGUACCAUCAACUGGAACUGUGGUGAUUUCUCGUCAACAAUCUAAUGGUCAAGGUCGUGGUUCUAAUACAUGGACUUCACCUGAUGGAUGUGCCAUGUUUACUAUUCACUGUAAUAUCUCAUUACAAUCACUACUUGGCCAACGAUUGUCAUUGUUACAAUUAAUUGCGGCCGUUGCUAUUGUACAAGCAAUUGAAAAAUCUCCGGAAUAUAAGAGUAUGAAUCUGAAAAUAAAAUGGCCUAAUGAUAUUUUCAUCGGUGAAGAGAGUAAAUUAGGUGGUAUAUUAGCAACAUCAUCAAUCAGUGGAGAUGAUUCCAGUAUUACCAUCGGUUGUGGUGUUAACAUUCAUAAUUCAUCUCCGUCAAUCUGUGUUAAUGAUGUUAUUAAUAACAUAAAUAAAACUAAAAAUAUGACACUUGAUGAAUUUACAACUGAAGAAUUUAUCGUUCGAACAUUGAAUUUUGUCAACACAUGGAUCUCUGAUUUAACAACAAAUAAUCAAUCAAAUGCUAAUAAAUCGAUCAAUCAUUUUUAUAGAAUUUACGAAAGUUUAUGGAUGCAUCAAAAUAAAGAAGUUUUUGUUGAAAAAUGGAAUGAAUCAGUAAAAGUGAUCGGAAUUGAUGAGUAUGGAUUUUUGCGUGUUCAAAAAAAAGAUGGACAGACGUUAACAUUACAUGCCGAUGCUCACAGUUUCGACGUAAAACAAAAUAUUAUUAGAGAAAAAAUGAUGAUUUCUCCUAAACUGUGUUAG